Molecule: messenger RNA, 3259 nt
Organism: Chara braunii
Lineage: Eukaryota; Viridiplantae; Streptophyta; Charophyceae; Charales; Characeae
Source: the annotation of a GenBank genome assembly
GUUCACGGUGAUGCCAUUCGGCCUCACCAACGCACCCGCUACCUUCCAGAGGGCGAUGAACGACAUCUUCAGGGACAUCCUGGAGCAGUACAUUCUCGUCUACCUCGACGAUAUCCUGGUCUAUAGUCGUACCCUUGAGGAGCACCUCAGACACCUCCACGACGUCCUUGACCGCUUGCGCAGACAUGGCUUCUACGCCAAGCUAAGCAAGUGCCGCCUUGCCCAACACAAACUGGAUUUCUUAGGACACUACGUGUCUGACCAGGGUCUCCACAUGGACGACGCAAAGAUCACUGCUAUUGCGGAGUGGCCCGCUCCCACAUUCGCCAAGCAGCUUCGCAGCUUCCUAGGUCUGACCAGCUACUAUAGUAACUUCAUCCGGGGAUACGCUAGGUAUUCCUACGUCCUUACCUCCACCCUCCUCCGGAAGAACCUACCCUGGGCUUGGACACCCCUCCACGAGGACGCCUUCCGCGCCCUCAAGAAGGCGGUGACAUGCGCACCGGUUCUUCACCUACCCGAUUUUGACCAUCAUUUUAUCAUUACCACAGAUGCGUCAGACUUCGCUGUAGGAGCAGUGCUUUCUCAGGUCUUCCCCUCCUCUCCUGAUUCCUCUCAUCCUCGUAUCCCUCGAUUCCCACCACCUACCCCUACCACUGCUUCCCGACUGACGCCUACUCGUCCAGCUACUGACGAGCCUUCUAUUGACUAUUCUCCUACCAUCGCCGAGGACGGCACUUUCGAGUCUCGCUCAGGUGAUUGUCCGAUAGCCUUCUACUCCCGUCAGCUCCUGCACGCACGUGAGGUUCUCGCAGUAGUUUAUGCCGCUCGGCACUGGCGUCACUACCUGCACGGGGCACCAUUCACGGUGCGCACGGACAACUCUGUUGUCCAGGCUUUUCUGACAAAGCCGAAGCUCACUCCUCGACAGACUCGCUGGUGGCGCGACCUAUUCGAGUUUAGUUUCACCACUGAGCACAUCAAGGGUGAGACUAAUCGGGUCGCCGAUGCCCUAUCCCGGCGCCCUGACCACGACCAGGAGCACAUCCAGCUCUCUUCCAUCUCGGUCAGCACCGUCCACCACUCGGUGAUUGACGAGUUUCGCACUCAGUACCGCCACUGCCCCGACUAUCGCGACAUCCUCGCGACCCUUCGGAGUGGCAAGACCGUCCCGAACUACUCUCUCGGGGACAACGGUCUUGUGUACUCCACUGGACAACUACGUGUCCGAGCAGUAGCAGAGUUCCAUGACCGGGCAGCUUCCGGUCAUAUGGGCUUCCACAAGACGUUGGCUCGUGUGAGCCGCCUGUACGUCUGGCCGAAGCGCAAGGACUUUAUGAAGGACUACGAGUGUCCCACCAGUCAGGAGGUGAACAGUGCGAACCAUCUACCUUAUGUUUUGCGCCAGCCUCUUCCUAUCCCUGAGGGCCGUUGGCAGUCCAUCUCGAUGGACUUUAUCGGUCCUCUUCGACCUCCGACCCCCCGCGGUCAUGAUGCUAUCCUGGUCGUCGUCGACCGCUUCACGAAGCGUGCACGCCUUGUUCCGUGCCCCUAUGCCAUCAGUGCACGUGAGGUCGCCGACAUCGUAUUUGACCGAGUCGUGCUUGACCACGACUUACCUCUGAGCAUCAUAUCUGACCGUGACCCGCGCUUUACCAGCCGAUUCUGGCGACGGCUGCACGAGUGUUGUGAUGACUCGCGAAGAGCUGGACGACUCGCGAAGACCUGCAGAGAAGAUUUACACAGGGUUGAGAUAGCCACGAAGAACGACACGGAGUGCAGAAAACGUCAACGUCUUCGAACGUUCGUUGGAAGUGAGGAGCAACUUGUUUGGAACGGGAAACGAUCGAAGAUGAGUGCGGAGAGUGCCCCUGGGGGGUUAAGGGGAGUCAGCGGGUCAGAAGGAAGAGAUAGAGAUCGACAAAGAGGACAUAACCCGCUAGCAGGAAAGACGUGUUACAAAUGCGGGGAAGCAGACCACUUUGCGGGGAUGUGCGUGGAGUACUGGAAGGCGAAAGCACAAGGGGUGUCAUUUGUACUGCCACCGGUAAGAACUGGCCGUACGAUGAACACUGGACCGGAACAAAAAAGCCAUUCAGCUGAAAGCACGGGACCGAGAUCGGAGCAAGAAAAGACCAAUAGAAUGAUGAGAGAAUACUUUAUACAGUUGGCACAGGAGAAGAAAGACAGAGCCGAACGGGAAGCACUUGAGAUGGAGCAAGCGAGAGAAAGAGCGGUCAAACUCGAGAAAGAGAGAAGGCGGCAGGAGAAGCUUGAAGAAAAAAACCGAUACGAAGAUAAGAGGGAUGCGAGGUUAAUAAGGACACUUCGAGCAGAGAUGAAACGGGAGGAGAGUAACGAAGCGAAGAAGUACGAUGGUCGAAGCAAAGUUGAAAGCGAGGAAGAAGAUGACGCAGAACUGAUCGAUUUAAGGAGGCGUGCAUCGGCUCUUCGAAUCAACAAGAAGAGGAAGCGGGCCGUGGACGUCACGAUUGAGAACAGUCCCCCGAUGAAGACACCAGCAAAAGAACAGAGAGUUCGCCUGAUUGAAGAAGCGCAGUUACGUAUCGAGCAUCUCAGGAGCGUCGAAAAAGGAAAAGCUAGCGCAUCAGCAUCGGUGAAACGAGACCUUACGCCCGCCAUGGGCUCGGCUAUGAAACUUGGGCUAUCACUCAAGCACGUGACAACUGGCACUAACCCAGGUGCUCAGGAGAAGUUCGAACGAGAGAUUCGUGAACUCUAUGAAGCCCUGACGAUCGAAGAACUCAAGGAACAGUGUAAGAUCCAUAAGAUUGCAUAUGGAAACCGAGACUUAGCAGUGAAGAAACUGGUGACGAGAAGGACUAUCGAAGCGUACGAUCCAGUGAAUAUCCCUUCACAGGAUACACCACGAGUGGCUACUAGGAGCAUCAAGAAGAGUUGUGAAGAUGUGAAAGCUCACUCGUCAGAGGAGGAAGCCUCUAACUCCGAAUCUGAAGAUACGGAGUGAAGAACACAUGCGACUAAUCUCUGGAAAGAAAUUGAUGAAUUGGCCGAACGAAGACGGAAAGAAGAUGGUAGAUGUAAAUCAGAUGAGAGACGGAUGUGCGCGUUGACUAUUGCGUUAGCAGUAACCGGUGAACUAGAGUGGGCGGCGAAGUUCGUUCCGUACUAGAAGGAUGCGUACGAGAAGGGAGACCUAGAGUUAUCGACACCUAGGAAUUGUGUGUACGUACUUCUAUCACCAUGGUAUAAACAAGCCUAUAUCCGCAUUAACGAG